This is a messenger RNA of Conger conger (European conger), 3614 nucleotides long. RefSeq names its product ETS-related transcription factor Elf-1-like. Gene Ontology annotation, molecular function: DNA-binding transcription factor activity, RNA polymerase II-specific; sequence-specific DNA binding. The record is from RefSeq and is a predicted model, not a curated record. Gene Ontology annotation, biological process: cell differentiation; regulation of transcription by RNA polymerase II. Lineage: Eukaryota; Metazoa; Chordata; Actinopteri; Anguilliformes; Congridae. Gene Ontology annotation, cellular component: nucleus.
CGCUGCAAGAGAACAAGUUGCUUCACCGUAACUUCUCCUUUCUUUCUCGAUUUACACUAGCAGUUGUAGUCUCUUUUUGUUACUUUUCGUAUCUGUUGCCAUCUACACCGCGGCGAGCGGUCAGUAUCAGGAUUCUUCGGAAUACGUCGUCGUGCUCUCAUCAGACACACCCAAGGAUUAUUUUCACCUGACAGCUCUAUAGUUUUGUGGGGUUCUUUCUUUUGGGUGGGGGUGUUGCAAAUCAGGUUCUUAACUUUUUUUUUUUUUUUUUUUUUUUUUCUUCUACUCGGAACAUGGAGACUGAGAGGGAGGUUUUCCAGUGAGGAGGGGUGGUGUCUGAACAACAACCUCAUUGGACAGAGUGCAGUGCCCUUCUCAAAGCAGCCAAACAGAAGACUGCCGUCGUCGUCAUCAUGACCGUAACGGUUUAAAUGCUCCAGACUCUAUAUCAGAGAGAGAAGAGCCAGGUGCCAUCUUGGAUACACUCCGCCACACACUCCCAGCCCCCGACCAGCUAAGGCCAGCCUGUGCGGGACCCCGGAUACCGAGAGGAAGUGCUUUCCCCCUCGUCCCCCCCACCCCCCCACCCCUUGGGGAGUGUUCCGUUGCUCUGACAGCUUCCUGUUCCAUAGCAGGUUACAGGAGGGGAGGGAGCGCUCCCCCCCCUUCUCCCCGCUUACGGCAGGUCAGACCUCUGACCCCCGGUCGCCAUGACAACCGUUGCCCAGUCAGGCGAACUGGUGUUUGAGUUCGCCAGCAAUGGAAUGGACGAAAUCAACCAGCUGGAUGACCCCUCGGUGUUCCCCUCGGUCAUCGUGGAGCAGGUGCCGGCGGCGGACCUGAUGCAGGUGUACUGCAGGCUGGACUGCGACGAGGUGCCCAACGGCAUCAUGGCCGCCCCCUCCCUGGACGUGGCCGAGGAGCAGAUCAUGGCCGGGGACAUCGGGCUUCUGGUCGAAACAGCAGGUUCAGACCCAGGAGACAACAUGGAGACUGUCGAGGCAGCUGCUGCUCUACUCAAUAUGGAGUCCCCCAACAACAUCUUGGAUGAGAAGCGAAUGAUUCACACAUAUGGAGCGCUGCUGGACCCUGAGAUCAGCUACAUCCCGCUGAAGCCAGAGCAGCUGACCAGCGGCUCCACCGACUGGUCGCCGGACGACGAGUCCUCCUCCAUGGACGAAAUCCCGAGGAAGACCCCAACAAAACCACAGAGGAAGAAAGUGCGUAAACCUCGGGCAGCGCGCUCCUGCUCCCCCAUCAGCGCCCCCAGCCUACCACUGAAGAAGAAGAACAAGGAGGGAAAAGGGAACACCAUCUACCUGUGGGAGUUUCUCCUGGCCUUGCUGCAGGACAAAAACACCUGCCCCAAGUACAUCAAGUGGACGCAGAGGGAGAAGGGCAUCUUCAAGCUGGUGGACUCCAAGGCUGUGUCCAAGCUGUGGGGGAAACACAAGAACAAGCCAGACAUGAACUAUGAGACCAUGGGCAGGGCCCUCAGAUACUACUACCAGCGUGGGAUCCUGGCCAAGGUGGAGGGCCAGCGGCUGGUGUACCAGUUUAAGGACAUGCCCCCCGACCUGGUCAUCAUCGACGACGAGGACCAGGGCCCCGACUGUAACCCGGGUUACGGCGGGCACCGCACGGCCCCGAACGGCAGGGGCCCCGCCCGGGGCUCGUCCCGGGGCAAGCCGGUGCUGCUGAAACCGGUGAAGAGGGAGCCCAGCCCCUGUCAGCUGUACGAGGGAGAGGACAUCAAGCCCACUGAGCUACUGCAGACCGUGCACGUGCUGCAGCCCAAUCAGGGAGCGGCUGUUCCUGCCCCUGUGCACACUGUGAGGGCCAUAAACGUGCCUACCUCUGUGCCCAUGAUGCUGACCCAGGGAGGGGGGGGAGGGGGGACGGUGACCCUGCAGACCAUGCCACUCACCACCGUCCUGGCCAAUGAGGACCCCGACCACGCCUCCCAGCCUCAGCGGGUCAUCCUGGCGGUCUCGUCCUCCUCCUCCAUGCCCGGCGGAAAGGACGUGCUGACCUUCCAGACCUCCGCCAGCCUGCCCGAGAGCCUGCAGCCUCCCCAGCUCCUGGUGACCAGCCUGGGGGCGUCGGGCCUGUCCUCCGCCCAGGGGGGCUCCCUGAAUGGCCUGGCCCGCCUGCUCAACUUCAGCCCCGGCUGCCAGCCGCUGGUCGCCCAGCAACCGGGCACCGUCAUCGCCACUCUGCUGAAGCCCGGAGAGUUCCAGGGCCUGCAGGUCAAAGAGGAGCUUCUGGACGCGCAGUACUUCCAGUCGCUCGUCAACUGCUACGGGGAGCUGGAGGGCGGCUACAGGACUGUCGUGGUGGAGACCGCCCACGAGCCGCAGCCGGAGGGCGCGGUGGACGGACGCUUGGAGCUGGGGGAGCAGGGCGGCCCCAGCGAGGGCCUGACGCCGGUGGAGAUGCUGGAGGACCACGCCCUGCAGGCCGAACACGGCGCCAAGGCGCUGGCCGUCUCCCAGGGCCUGCAGGACCUCCCCGUCACCCUGCACUCAGCCCUCACCUCCCCCUCCUCACACCUGGUCCCCGUCCAGGUGAAGCUCGAGCCCAUGGACGCAUAGAGUGGCAGGCCCUGCUGCUGCCUGGCCAAGCUGGGAACAGCGCACACAACCCAAAGACCCUUUCAGCAAUCCAGUCAUUUCCCCUCCGACAGUAGGGGAUUUGUAAUUUAUUGCCCUUAAUUGCAGGUCUUUUCUUGGCCUGGGUUUUUUUUUUUUUUUUGUUUACUAUGAAAUGUUGUGCCUACAUUUUAAUGUUAAGGGAUUAUCUGUUGUUGUUGUUUUUUUAACGAUAGGGCUUGUUGUCAUGCCCUUGCAAGGGCCUUGUCUUUGUGUGAUCUCUGUGAAACGCCUUGAAUGGCCAUCAGCCAUUGGAUCAGCAGGAUACAUCCACCCGUGUGCCAGUUAGAUGAUAUUUAUUUGAGUCUCAUCGGAAGGACUGUGGAACGUGGUGAGGAAGAGCUCCUUCCAGCUACGCUACGUAAGAAACCAAACCAGUCUUCAAAAAGAGAAGACGGGAAAACAAUGCAAAACAACAGUGGACUGCAAAAACCCCCCCAAAAAAACUCUGUGUUUCCCUCCUCCACUCUUCUAUCGACGUGGCAAAGACCAAAGAAUGGGCAGAAAGCCUUCAUAAUCAAAACCGAACUCUCAGACCGGUACCAAAACGUGCUCUGUAAACGGUUAAAAAUAGUCAUGAAUAUUUUCCUUUGUUCCUAGUGUUAUGUUGGAGGUCAUAACAGAGGCUGCAGAUUGUUGUGACAGAAUGAACUGUGAUAGGCUACUGAACUUCCCUCCACUCCCGUCAUCGCAGUGUCAGUGAGGUGCAUCUUCGCCUCUGCUGCUUGUGGCCUUAAAGCUUUGUGUUGCCAUGGAUACGGGCAUUCCCAGUCCUGUUUCAAGACAGUGAUUAUAGCCAUGUGUAUGUAUAUAGCUGUAGACUUUUUAUGAAAAAAAAGACAAUGAUAUUCAUGUUUUUUUUUAAUUGGCUGGUGAAAUAUACCCGCUUCAUAUUCUCUUAGUAAAGCUUUAAACAUGUUUAUAUGGAAUAAAUAUAUAUUAAAAUAUGCUAUUAAGAUUAAA